This is a messenger RNA of Antechinus flavipes (yellow-footed antechinus), 1802 nucleotides long. RefSeq names its product mitochondrial ribosomal protein S30 (gene MRPS30). The transcript is spliced from 5 exons. NCBI's taxonomy places the organism in Eukaryota, Metazoa, Chordata, Mammalia, Dasyuromorphia, Dasyuridae. The record is from RefSeq and is a predicted model, not a curated record. Gene Ontology annotation, molecular function: structural constituent of ribosome. Gene Ontology annotation, biological process: translation. Gene Ontology annotation, cellular component: ribosome; mitochondrial large ribosomal subunit; mitochondrion. Bases 400 to 1698 code for a protein of 432 amino acids.
AAAUUUAAUUUUUGGGGGUAGGGGAAACCCCAAAUCUCUUGUCAAACAGCUGACAGGAAGAAAGUAUUUGGCCUUAUUCCUAAAUGCAUUUUAAGUGUCAGCAUUUCAAAGUUUAACAUUUGACUGUUUUGAAAAAAGAAAGGCGAGAGAAGGUAAGACUGUUUCCAAGGUCUCAGAUCUUUCUGCUUUAAACAUCCUGCCACGGGAAAAACCAAGAUAAGAGGAAAAGUCCCAUUGGCUCCACGUUUAAUGACGUCAUUCCGUCGAGACCCCUUUCCCCUACGCUCUGACGCAUGGCCGCAAUCAUAAUUUUGCUUUCCGAUUGGUCGGCUACUUUCCCGGCGUCUACGUGCAAGCGGGUCCAAUCUUCGACCUCUCGGCUCCGCCCUCGGCGUUAGGAUGAAGAUGGCGGCCUCCAUUCGGGUAAAGCUGUAUCCUUGCGGCCGAGGAUUGCGGCUGCACACAGCGGCCGAAGUCGCGACACCUGCGGCCGAGAUAGCUACACCCGCGGUCUCGACAGCGCGGUAUCCGCCGGUGGUGGCCUCACUGACGGCAAAAAGUAAGGCAGCCCGACAGCGUCGGGUGGACCGGUGGCAUCAGCAGGCACACGACGCGCCCUCGGUGGAAGCGAAGCUGCGCGUACUCACGAAGCUGCAGCGCCCCAAGUACGUCGUGUACCCGCAGACCUUCGCCCUUAAUGCAGACCGCUGGUACCAAAGCUUCACCAAGACCGUCUACCUGAGCGGCCUGCCCCUGCCCCGGCCCCCUGGCCCUGGCGAGCCCGGUGGCCUGCCCGAUCUGGCCCCCCUCCGCUCCGCCGUGUGCGACUGCCUCCUGCAGGAGCAUUUCCACUUGAAGCGCAAGAAGCGGGCCCCGCCGUACCAGCAGCAGGAGUUUGUGGCCUCUCCCUUCCUCCACCAGCUCGUGACCUCCCUGACCGGGCUGCUGACCCCCCACAACCCGAGUCUCUCGGCCGCUGCCCUCGAUUUUCAACGGCCGGUUCAUUUUUAUUGGUGGUGUGGUGAAGAAAUUAUUUCAAAAGGUUAUCGUAAAGGUAGAAUUGAUGCAUUACGAUACCAGAUAAAUGAUAAACCACAUAGCCAGAUUCGUAUACAGAAACAACUUUCAGAGUUUGUGCCAUUGGAUUACUCAGUGCCGAUGGAAAUUCCUGUUAUUAAUUGUAAACCAGAUAAACUUCCGUUAUUCAAACGACAGUAUGAAAAUAACAUAUUUAUUGGCACAAGAUUAGCAGAUCCAUGCUGUUAUGGUCACACUCAGUUUCAUUUGUUACCUGACAAACUAAAAAGGGAGAGACUCUUGAAGAACAAUCGUGGUGAUCAAAUAGAAGUUGGUUAUCGAGCGAAUGCCAUUGCCAGUCUUUUUGCUUGGACUGGGGCACAGGCUAUGUAUCAAGGAUUCUGGAGUGAAGCUGAUGUUACCCGUCCAUUUGUCUCCCAGGGUGUAGUUACGGAUGGAAAAUACUUUGCCUUCUUUUGUUACCAGUUAAAUACUUUGGCACUUACUGCACAGGCUAAUCAGAAUAACUCUCGUAAGAAUAUAUGUUGGGGGACAGAGAGCAAGCCUCUUUUUGAAGUUAUUGAAGAUGGUGAUGUUAAAGGCUUCAAUGAUGAACUUUUGCUUCAAUUGAUUCAGUUUCUAAUGAACAGACCAGAAGAACGUAGAUCACAACUAUUAUAAAGACUUUUGGAAUUCAUAGAUCUCACUGAAUGUAAAAUAAAUCAUUUAUGAUUUGGUAUAAUUGUUAAUAUAAAGAUCUGGAAUAAAUUUUAGAAAUAUUCUUA